ACAGGACGCAGCAACUUACAGAGCAACCAGGAUCCAGAAAUCGCUUAAGAGACCGCGGCAAAGUAACUGAACUGAAUUGCCUUCUUCCAUAUUUUCACGCCCCUUUCAUCCAGAACGUUUUUUCUCGAACUGCUUCCAUGGAAGACUCAACCACCCCGAAGCUAGAAAAAGAAAACCAAGAAGAACUACAGGAAGCAAGGCGAUCAUGGGAAGGAAAGACAGCAGCUUCUCCCCAGUAUUCUGAGCCUGAGUCGUCUGAGCCCUUGGAGGCGAAGCAGGGGCCAGAAACUGGACGCCAGUCCCGAAGCAGCCGUCCUUGGAGCCCCCAGUCUACAGCCAGGACGCCUCUGGGUGGCCCUGCGGGGCCAGAAACAUCAUCACCUGCUCCUCUCUCUCCGCGGGAGCCCUCUUUCACUCCUUCUUCCCCGGCUCCGGCCAGACAAGACCUCGCGGCACCACCUCAGGCAGACAGGACCACAAGUGUGAUUCCUGAAGCUGGGACAGCUUAUCCUGAUCCUUUGGAACAAUCAUCUGAUAAAAGAGAAUCAAUUCCUCUUCACACAAGCCAGUCAGAGCGAAACGCCUUUCAACAGUCUCAGCAACCCAAACCCCACCUGUGUGGAUCAAGGGACGUGAGCUAUAACAACGCUAAACAGAAAGAGCUGAGAUUUGACGUUUUUCAGGAGGCAGACUCAAACAGUGACUGUGAUUUACAGCUGCCUGCGCCUGGGGGCUCUGAAGUGGCCCCCAGCAUGCUUGAGACCACCAUUCAGAAUGCUAAGGCUUACCUGCUGAAGACUAGUAGCAAGUCGGGCUUUAAUCUAUAUGAUCAUCUUUCUAAUAUAUUGACCAAGAUAUUAAAUGAGCGUCCUGAAAAUGCUGUUGACAUCUUUGAAAAUAUUAGCCAAGAUGUGAAGAUGGCACAUUUUAGUAAAAAAUUUGAUGCACUCCACAAUGAGAAUGAGAUGCUUCCAAUAUAUGAAAUAGCAGAAAAGCAGAAGGCUCUCUUUCUCCAGGGACAUUUGGAAGGAGCUGACCAAGAAUUGGAAGAUGAAAUAGCAGAAAAUGCUCUUCCAAACGUAAUGGAGUCAGCUUUUUAUUUUGAACAAGCUGGAGUUGGUUUGGGCACAGAUGAGACGUACCGCAUAUUUCUUGCCCUCAAACAGCUUACUGACACCCACCCAAUCCAAAGAUGCCGCUUCUGGGGAAAGAUCUUGGGUCUGGAAAUGAAUUAUAUUGUAGCUGAAGUGGAGUUUCGUGAGGGGGAAGAUGAAGAGGAAGUGGAAGAGGAAGAUGUGGCUGAAGAGAGGGACAAUGGAGAAAGUGAAGCUGAUGAAGAUGAGGAAGAUGAAUUACCAAAGUCCUUUUACAAGGCCCCGCAGGCUAUACCAAAAGAAGAAAGUAGAACAGGUGCCAACAAAUAUGUCUAUUUUGUUUGCAAUGAACCAGGAAGACCAUGGGUGAAGUUACCACCAGUUAUACCUGCACAAAUUGUUAUUGCAAGAAAAAUCAAGAAAUUUUUCACUGGGCGAUUGGAUGCUCCCAUCAUAAGCUACCCACCUUUCCCAGGAAAUGAGAGUAAUUAUUUACGAGCGCAAAUUGCCCGAAUUUCAGCAGGAACCCACGUCAGUCCUCUAGGAUUUUAUCAGUUUGGUGAAGAGGAAGGAGAAGAAGAAGAAGAGGUAGAAGGUGGGCAAAAUAGCUUUGAGGAAAACCCUGAUUUUGAAGGCAUCCAAGUGAUAGAUCUAGUAGAAUCCCUAUCCAAUUGGGUUCAUCAUGUACAGCAUAUUCUCUCUCAGAGAUUCAGAAUAUACCCCCUUGGACAACACGGUUAUCCUCAGAUCUCAUUCCACAAUAUGCUAUUGCAGUCCUUCAAUCCAACCUUUGGCCUGGAGCAUAUGCCUUCUCCAAUGGCAAAAAGUUUGAAAAUUUCUACAUAGGUUGGGGUCAUAAGUAUAGUCCAGACAAUUAUACACCCCCAGUUCCACCACCAGUUUAUCAAGAAUACCCCAGUGGACCAGAAAUUACAGAAAUGGAUGACCCCAGUGUGGAGGAGGAGCAAGCUUUCAGGGCUGCACAAGAAGCAGUUCUACUUGCAGCUGAGAAUGAAGAAUAUGAGGAAGAUGAAGAUGAGGAAGAUGAUUAUGACUAAUAAACAUAAAAUUAGCCUGGUUUUAUGUGACACUGAUAUACACCCCUUAUAUGAGACUAAUUUUACACUUUUCUGUGUGUGUAUAUACAUACACGUCAGAAAUUAUUGAACUGCAAAAGUCAAUCUUGAAAAUAUCAAGCUUGAAAUUUCAUAGGUAGAAAUAUUAACAUUUUUAUUGAAAGAUACUCAUGGGAUUUUCCAGAGGCUAAAUAACAUGCAAUCACAUCAUUGUUCUGAGGGUUAUGGAUAAUGGAAUAUGCGCUUGUACAUUCUUGUUUUUAAAAGGGCGCAGGUUUCACAUGGUCCAAGUGAGGUAAAACAAUUAAAAUAAAUAAAUAAAUGGUCUUAGGUUUAAUUUGUAAUAUGACAAACACUGGAAGAUACAACCCACAGGAAAUUCUUGGAAACAUCAAUACUUUUUUAAGAGUGUCAAGGGGUAUGAAGACAAAAAAUAUUGUCACUAGAGUAAUGUAUUGUUAACCUUUGUAAGAACUGAUCUCAGCAUGUACUCUUAAACUUUUGUAAUUACC
Molecule: messenger RNA, 2682 nt
Organism: Rhinopithecus roxellana (golden snub-nosed monkey)
Lineage: Eukaryota; Metazoa; Chordata; Mammalia; Primates; Cercopithecidae
Gene: RSPH4A
Product: radial spoke head component 4A
Exons: 5
Coding region: 138-1940 (600 amino acids)
Biological process (GO): cilium assembly; axoneme assembly; cilium movement involved in cell motility
Cellular component (GO): radial spoke; axoneme
Source: RefSeq, a predicted model, not a curated record